UGGUAGUUCUAAUUUAGACAUUAAAAAGACUAAAUCAAACUUUAAUAACAGUGUUAAUUAAGAUACAAGUAAGAAUUGACAUCAGAUCAAUAAAAUGCUUCUAAAACUUCUAAUCUUGUCACUCGUCACCACAUCUGCAUUAGCUCAAACCUCAAUUAUAAUUUGCUCGCAAGCUUUUGUCGACGACAUCUGCACAUGCAAUUUCCUUAUCUUUAAUCCAAAUGGAUUCAAUAAUUUAACAGUUGUUGGCAAUCCAAUAACAAAUUGUACAUUUGAAGACACCAAACAAGCAAUUGCUAUGGGUUCGUCCCCAAACAUCCCAUCAGCUAUAUGCUCACACCUUCCAAAUUUAGAAAAACUAGUGAUGGAAAAUGUUGGAAUUAUAAAUUUGAAUGGAAUGCCUUUUAGAAAUUGUGGCAACUUGAAAACAUUGCAGUUGGGGAAUAAUGAGAUUGUUGCAAUUCCAGCACAUGUAUUUUCAUUCACAGCUUUAGAAUUAAUUGAGCUGAAUAACAAUAAUUUGACUACCUUUGAUGAACAUGCUUUUGACAAUCUAUUCAGGUUGACUACCCUUAACAUUAAUGAAAAUUCUAAUGGAAUAAUUUUACCAGAAACUGUUUUUCAUCAUCUUAUAAGUUUGCAGAGCUUGUUGGUCAGUAAUUGUGGAAUAACAUCAUUUAAUUCUUCGUGGUUUGCUAGCUUGAGGAGCUUAAUACUUUUAGAUUUAUCUAGAAAUAACUUCUCAACAAUUCCAGAAAAUACAUUCAGAUCACAGCAAAGCUUAAGAUUAUUGAACUUAUCUUUUGGACAACUUGAAACAAUUCCUGAAACUACAUUCCAAAAUAUCACAAACUUGCUGAUUCUUGACCUUCAAAGUAACAAAAUUAAGGAAUUUCAUCCGAAUUUAUUCUCAAGUCUAACAUUGCUACAAAACUUGCAUUUGUCAGACAAUCUGAACGUCACAACUCCAUCAAAUAUCUUCAGAUCGUUACAAUCACUGAGAACUUUAGAGCUGUCAUCCAAUAAUGUAACAGUAAUUGAUGGCUGGUUCUCAUCAUUGAGCAACUUAAUUAAUAUUAACUUGAGCAACAAUAACAUAAUUACAAUACCAGACAACACAUUUACAGCAGCAAGAGCUUUACAAAGAAUAAAUCUUAGUCGAAAUAAAAUUGGCAUCUUAGAUUCAAGAUCUUUUGGCUCAUUACAUAUGAUGACUGAAUUGGAUGUUCAUAAUAAUUUGAUUGACGAAGUGGAUCAUUCAUUAGUGAGCCAGUCAUCGAUAUUAAGGAUUGUUAAUUUUUCGAAUAAUAAUUGUACGCAAUUGAGAACGGAUAGCUUUAAUGAAAGUAGAAGUGUCCAUAUGGAUGCAAUGAAAGCUUGUUUUGACAAGUUUGAUUUAAAGCCUAUAGAACUUCAAACAUUCAACUCAACAGUUUACAAUUGGUACAGCAUUCGAACAAAUGAUGGCUGGGAUGCACUCCAUAUUUCUGUCAAAGCUUAUGAAAAUGUUCAUAUUGCUCUUUCAAAUUCAACUAAUACAACGGAACCUCCAAUUGAAAUUAUAAUUGGUCAAAACAGAGGUCGUGUAUCAUCUAUUUUAGAUCAAGGCGUUGCUGUGUUCAGUGAUAAUAAUGAAAGAAGAUUGGAUGAAACAGCAUUUAGAGAUUUCAUUAUUGGAUGGAGGUUUGGAAUUGUCAUGGUAUUUGAGGCAGGCGAACAAAUGCCAUUUAUGGGUUAUAACAUGCAAAACAGAUAUUCUGUUGAUUUCUUUGGGCUACGGACGAUUAUUAGCUUAAGUGACCAUAAAGCUGAAUGGAAAGCCUCCAGACUUCAAAUGUCUUCGACUAAGUCAUUAGAUGAUGUUUAUGCUGACAUCAAGAAUAAAUUGAACAAAAAUAUUCCAAUUGAUUUAAAUCUUUAUUUACGGUGAAGCUUAAUGUCAAAUAAUUAUUUAA
This is a messenger RNA of Chironomus riparius, 1955 nucleotides long. The record is from the annotation of a GenBank genome assembly. Lineage: Eukaryota; Metazoa; Arthropoda; Insecta; Diptera; Chironomidae.